AUGGAGGAUCUCGCCGUCACAUCACGGAGAGGUCAAUACAGUAGCGAUGAAGGUUGUACCACUAAAGCCCAUGGAAAUAAUGUUCUACGGAUAACUCAUUUGUUUGCCAUCCUUUGCACACUACUAAAACUAUUUCCCAAUGGAAUUGUCGAAGAACAAUACAUUAAGGCCAUUGAAGAUUAUGUAAAUAUCUUAUAUCCCAGUCAUACUACGAUACAAGAAUCUGAUGAGGAAGACCCUAGUUUCACAAAGGAAGAUGUCAGGGCUACCAAUACCAAUGACUUGGUGUUUUUGUGGGGAUAUGGUCAUUUGACUGCCAAGGAGCUAAAACAUAGUCUACGAGAAGCUCACGAUGUGUUUAAGGAAGACUUUGAGUUGCGGUUCAUGGAUAAGAGUUGUGCAGUUAUUGUCUUUUACAGAGCAGGAUCCGCACAGGUUUUACUAGAGUCGAUGGCAUCGGCAAUGUUCUGUUCGGAUGGUUUAUCAAAAAUGAAAUCAGAGGGGCUGAAAGCAGCAGGGUAUCAAUGUUACAAGAAAGUUUGCAGAUUAGGCCUUUGGGAUGCAAACUUAUCCGAUUCAUUGGAGAACGUAAUGUCGGAUCCAGCCGACGGUAUUUCAACUUUUUCUGAGAAAGAUGCAUCCGAGGUCUCCUGGACAAGUGAGUAUGCGAUCGAUCUAAGUGACCUUUAG
Molecule: messenger RNA, 690 nt
Organism: Zingiber officinale
Lineage: Eukaryota; Viridiplantae; Streptophyta; Magnoliopsida; Zingiberales; Zingiberaceae
Product: poly(A)-specific ribonuclease PARN-like
Exons: 2
Coding region: 1-690 (229 amino acids)
Cellular component (GO): cytoplasm
Molecular function (GO): RNA binding; 3'-5'-RNA exonuclease activity
Source: RefSeq, a predicted model, not a curated record